Gaeumannomyces tritici R3-111a-1 is the source of this 3377-nucleotide messenger RNA. RefSeq lists its product as hypothetical. The transcript has 5 exons. NCBI's taxonomy places the organism in Eukaryota, Fungi, Ascomycota, Sordariomycetes, Magnaporthales, Magnaporthaceae. The record is from RefSeq and is a predicted model, not a curated record. Gene Ontology annotation, molecular function: ATP binding; ATP-dependent protein folding chaperone. The coding region runs from base 536 to 2311 and encodes 591 amino acids.
GCCGUUCCCCAGGCAGCAGCGCGGCAUUUUCAAACCUUGAUGUAGAAAAAGAGAAUGCAAAAGGCACGAUCCACUGGGGCCAGCCACACUGAAAAGGGCACCUACGCAUGGCGCUGCUGCAAGCCAAUAAUUCACAGCCGAGGUCAAGAUGCAGCUGCACUUAUGGAGACUAUUGAGCACUUGUUUGCUUGGCUUGGCAGCCAGCCUGGCCACGGAGACCUGCAGCUAGCUCUGCUCACUUCUUGUCACACCGUCUAAAAUGAGGGUAAGCCGUCGGGCCUGUGAUGAAGCUGCAGGCAGCCACUACGCAAGCCAUGCGGGGGAGUCCGUCCAUGCGCAUCCCAGCACGCCUGUCUCGAGCUGGUGAGGCUGAUGGACACGCCUUUCUGCGCCUGAGCGACACCAGUCUCCAAGAUACAACACUCUGGGUACCUCAGCCUCGACAGCUUCCCAUCCAUAUCGUUGCCACCUCCUCACCAGCAAACAGCCAGACGCUCGCUUCCCAAGCACCGCCCGCCCAGCCUAACUCGCCAUCAUGGAUUUUGAAAAUCUCAGGAUCAAGGACCGCAAGAUCAUCGUCGGCAUCGACUUUGGUACCACGUACUCGGGCGUCGCCUGGGCCGAGACGCAGCGGCCGGACCGCCGCGACCCCAUCACGACGUGGCCCAUCAGCCGCGCCACGCGCGAGGGCGAGAGCUCCGAGAAAGUCCCGACGCGGCUGCGCUACGACGGCGACGAGAUACAAUGGGGCUUCUCCAUCCCGCCGUCGGCACCCCAGCGCGAGGUCCUCGAGUGGUUCAAGCUCGACCUCGACCCGGCUCUGCAGUCCAUGGGCGACGCCGUGACCAAGGACGCCGCCUCGCGCAGCGGCCGCACCACCGACGAGCUGGUGGCCGACUACCUGUCCGCCCUGGGCGACCAUCUCAUGUACACGCUCCGCGAGAAGCUGGGCGAGGACGUCAUCAAGAAUACCCCGCUCGAGUUCGUCGUCACCGUCCCGGCCAUCUGGAGCGACCUGGCCAAGGAUAAGACCAGGCAGGCCUGCCUGAAGGCCUCGGGACUGCAGGCUGUAUCGAAAGCGCCGAUCCAUCUGGUGUCAGAGCCUGAGGCGGCAGCCAUGUAUGCCCUGCACGGACUGGACCCCCAUGGCCUGAACGUGGGCGACUCGUUCGUGAUAUGUGAUGCCGGAGGAGGUACAGUCGACCUUAUCACGUACACCAUCACAAAACUCAAGCCCAUCCUCGAAGUCCAGGAGGCCGCCCCUGGGAGUGGAGCGCUAUGUGGCUCAACUUUCCUAAACCUGCGAUUUUCCAACUUUCUAAAGGCAAAGCUGGGCCACCUGGAAGGGUUCGACGACGAACUUCUUAGUGAAGCCAUGGACAAGUUCGAGAAGACGGUCAAGCGGCAGUUCAGCAUCACGGCCAGCCCAGAUGACACGUUCGCCAUACCCGUGGGCGGGCUCGCCAACAACCGAGAGCUGGGCAUCAGCCGCGGCCGCUACUCGCUCAAGGCGACGGACCUGCAGACCAUCUUCGAGCCCGUGGUGCUCGAGGUCAUCAAGCUGGUGCGCCAGCAGAUGGCCGCCUCCAAGGUCGACGUGCGCGCCGUGCUGCUGGUCGGCGGGUUCGGUGCCUCCAACUACCUCAAGGGCCGCCUCAGGAACGCCCUGCUUCAAACUACUAGCCCCGCCGGCGGCGCACAGCCCAUCGAGGUCCUGCAGCCCGCCAACGCCUGGCUCGCCGUCGUGCAGGGCGCCGUCAUGAAGGGCCUCGCGCUCAGCGCCCCCGACCAGCUCACCAUGGUCAAGGUGCGGAACCGCAGGGCGCGCAAGUCGUACGGCACCGAGUGGCGGUCGCGCUACGACGAGACCAAGCACGGCAACGUCGCGGACAAGCGCCAUUGGUGCGGCCUGGACGGGUGCUACAAGAUCUACACUAUGGAGUGGUUCAUGCGCACGGGCGACGCCGUGUCGGAGAAUGAGCCCUUCUGCACGCGCUUCAUCUGGACCGGGGCCGUGUCGGCGGGCCGCAUCCGCAAGGUGCGCAUGGAGAUCUACGGCGACGUGGGCGGCGGUGAGUUCGGCCGCGAGGCGCCCAUCUGCCGCGACGACCAGGUCGCGCUAGUCUGCCACGUCGAGGCGGACCUGAGCCACAUCCCCGAGGAUAUGCUCAAGCGGCGCACGGGGUCCGACGGUAACGAGUACUACGACCUCGAGUGCAAGAUUGAGGCUCUCUAUUUGUCGGCGUCGACGCAGUACACACUGAUUUACAACAACCAGAGGUACAACUCUGUCACGGCGGAAUAUGUAUAGUAAACAUCAAGUCGCGCCCGCCCGCUGCUGGGCAAUAAAACCAGGAUACCGGACAAGGCCCGCCGUCCCUCACGACCUGAACUUCUUGCUGGCCUCGCUGAAGCUCAUCCCCUUCCCAAUGGCCUCGGCCAUCUUGGUGUCGGCCUCGACCUGCGCCGCCAUGAGCGGUAGCGCCCGCUCCGCCAGCUCGCGCGGCAGCGCCACGACGCCGUUGAGGUCGCCGAUCAGGUAAUCGCCGGGGUUUAUGGUCGCGUCCUGCUCGUCCGUGGCCAGCCUCACGGGCACGUUGACGGCCGCGACCUUGAGCAGCUCGGCCGGCGGCGCGGUGCCGACGUCUCUGGCAAAGAUCUGUGUGUGUGUGGUUUUUUUCAUGUCACUUUGUGUUUUUUUUUCUCCAGCCAGAAACGUGUGUGUACGCUCGGAAAUCUCGUGGUAGUCAGUCAGUCAGUUAGGGGGAAAAGGUGCGGCGCAGCUUACCGGAUACCCCAGGUCCCGCUGCUCCUGCAGGUCCCGGAACCGGCCGUCGAUGACGGACCCGACGGCGCCGCUGGCCCGCGCCCGCGUCGACAUGAGGCCGCCGUAGACGGCGUUGGGCGUCCGGGGCGGGCAGGAAACGAAGAUUACGGCGCCCUGUGGGACGGAGUCGAUCUGGUGAUUUAUCAUGGUGUCAUCAGCUUCUCUUUUUUUUUGUCUCUCUUUCCUCUCACAAAGAGUUGCCAAGGUUAAAAAGCAGCUUCCUCCCAUACAUAGUGAGUCGGGUGCUUCGGAGCCGGGUCCUCGUUGGGCACGUAUUUGACCGUGUACGCCGGCCCGACGAUCUUGGUCGGCCCGUCCUGGCGUUGCGGCGACCAGAGGGUAAGGCCCGAGAGGAAGCCGCCGUUGCGGACCUUGAGCUUACACAGCGCAUCCGAGACGUCGCAUCUUUUUUUUUUUGGUUCAACCCCAAAGUGUUUUCUCAGAUGUUAGUUCCUUUGUGCAAUGUGUGUAUUUGUUGUGUUCCACAACCAUCAGCAAGAAUAUGGCCGAUCAGAGACUCCUUCCCUACGUUGUGUACUGCCGCAGCGCC